This is a messenger RNA of Micromonas pusilla CCMP1545, 459 nucleotides long. RefSeq lists its product as uncharacterized. Gene Ontology annotation, biological process: mitochondrial respiratory chain complex III assembly. Gene Ontology annotation, molecular function: protein folding chaperone. NCBI's taxonomy places the organism in Eukaryota, Viridiplantae, Chlorophyta, Mamiellophyceae, Mamiellales, Mamiellaceae. The coding region runs from base 1 to 459 and encodes 152 amino acids. The transcript has 2 exons. Gene Ontology annotation, cellular component: mitochondrial matrix. The record is from RefSeq and is a predicted model, not a curated record.
AUGAGCGCGCUCCCGACCGCGCGAGGGCUGUUCCGGUCGCUCCUCCGAGCGCGGUCGCACGCGUUCCGAGGCGACGCGACCGCGCUCGCGGCGUCGGGAAGGGAGAUCCGCAAGCACUUCGAGGCGAGUGACGACGACGACGACGACGACGACGAACGAACGCGAACCCCCCGCGAUCGGUCGGCGAACGAUUCAUCGAUCGCCGACCGAUCGACCCUCCUCCGCGAGUCCCGGAGCCUCGGACCGGAGGAGGCGAGAAAGAAGAUCCAGGAGGGCGUCGAGGCGGAGUCAUUCAUCCGCCUGCACGUCGUGCAAGCGCGCGGGAACGAACGAGGGAACUACGAGAUGCAGGUCGAGCCGCAGCACGUGGACGGGGAGUACGAGGUUCCUGGGGACGCCCCGGGCGGGUGCGGAGGCGCGGUCGUGGGCAAAGGAGGAGGCGCGGGUGAAAAGAGCUGA